AUGUCGAGUCAGACCGGCCACGUUCCCGUUCACGAAACUUCCCACACAUAUCGCCCGGUCGCACUGGAGGAAGAUGAGCAGAUCAAGAGCGGCAAAGGCUCCGGUCAAGGCCGUCCAUUGUGGACACCUUUUUUCUUACGUCGUUCGACCAUGGUGGCAUUCUUGCUCGCAUUCAUCGCCAUUUUAUGUUCGCUGGCUGGACUUUUCGUCUAUACAACACGCCGGGAUAGCAGCCUGGGAAUCCAGACCGCAGGCAAAAUGUACUACUAUUUAUGGACGUACGGCCCAACCGCCGUGCUCACAGUUUUAGCUUCGUGUUGGACGCAGGUCGAAUAUCGUGUCAUCCAGCUGAUGCCCUGGGUCUUGAUGUUCCGCGGCCCAACAGCUGCAUCAGAGAGCAUCUUCCUCGAUUACUUAUCCAGUUGGAAUGUGGAAUCGUUGUUCAAGUCUAUCAAGCGCAAGCACUACUUGGUAUCUCUUGGCGUUGGAGGCUCACUGCUCCUCAAUGCCGCGAUUGUGUUCUCGACUGGUUUGUUCGAACUACGACCGGUCUCGAUAAGUCAACAGGCCAGCCUAACCGCGACACACAUGUUCGACGGGACCAGUUGGAAUCCACUUUCUAACGAUGGUCGAGCAUUCGCGGGCUGUGUCGGGCUUCUGAAAGCGAACCUGACUCCACCUAUUGGCAUUCACGACAACUACAUUUACCAGCCUUUUCAAAACGCCAAGCUGGAUCCUGUCAAUAAUUAUACCGUCCAGAAACAUCACGGAUAUGAAGCAAAAGUGAACAUUUUCAAGCCAACCCUGGAGUGCUCGAAUGCAACAGUGAGAAUAGACCCGCUGCAUGGUAAGGUCAACCCCAAUGACCCUCAGAAUUCCACAGCCGUUUACACGUCGGAGGAUGGCUGUUCUGUGGACAUUGUCGGUGUCCCAAAAGCUUUGAUUCUCAGCAAAAGGAUUGGAAUCAAUGUCUUUAUUGCUGGAUGCCAGGGCCAGAGCGUUGGUUUCUUCGAUGAAAAUAAUGCGCAUAUGAACUGGAGUGUUGACUGGCGUCUCUGGGCCGAAAUCGCGCCGACCAUGGGGAAUGGCACCAAUGAGUAUGCUGAGCCCGAUGGGUGGGAAAAGAAAGAAAUAAGAGUCACCAUGUGCAAGCCAGGGUAUGACUUUCACCGAGGUCCUGUGAAGAUCGAACGAGGCGCCGGGGAAGGCAACAUCAUCUCUUCCAUAAACCUCAACGACAUCACCAUGGAAAGCCCAAUCACGGACGUGAGUGGCGGAAAAUUGGUUUAUGCUGCUAGUAGGUCCCUUGCGAUCGCAGAUGGCUUCACCGGACUCACUCACGCGACUGGUUAUCAAAAUAUCUACGCGUCGAAUCUCGACCCUGAGCAGCUUUGGGACUCCUCUGAUCUAUUUACAGAGGCAAUUCACAACUCAUUCUCCUGCCUGAUGGGGCAGGUUGCUAAGAACUCUCUUUUGGUUGAAGGCCCACAGAACAUACAAGGUAUUGAGCGAACGACUGAGGCUCGGCUUUUUGUGCGUGAACUUUCAUUUUAUGCAAUGACUGCUCUGAUCGCUCUUCUCUCCAGCAUCGUGAUCUUUCUGCUUUCUCACUACGUCCCCGUCACUGUGUGCUCACGCGAUACAAGCUCCAUUGGAGGGCUAGCCACAAUAUUUGCCCGAAGCCCGGAUUUCAUGGCUGACUUGCACUGGAUUCAUCUACAGUCUGAAACCCAGAUGGCAAAGUCCAUCUUAGGACAAAAUAGAUAUACUUCAGGGAUAUCAGAAGACGGAUCGUUCAGAAUCUCCUCUUACAAAGAGGGCGCUUUUUGUGAUGAGAACAUUGCCACGUUCGUCGAGAAGACAGAAAUUACUUGGUGGCGACCUCUGUCUGCGACCUGGGUUGUUCGGCUUCCUCUAGUGGUCAUGUCUAUUGCCGUGAUAGUUGGCCUAGAAAGUGUUUUUCACAUUUCUGAGAGUUCUCAUGGAAUUGCUCUGGUCGAGGACAAGUCGCCAUACCUUCAUUAUCUGUGGGUCUAUCUGCCGGCAGUCAUUAUGUUUGCCGUGCGAUGUCUUUUUCAAUCUGUUGAAUUCGGUGCACGAAUUAUUCAACCAUACUCUCGCCUCCGAAAAGGAUCCGCUCCCCCGGAGACCACUAUUUGGGAAAAUCAGCUGCGCAAGAUAGCUGCGUACGGAGUAUAUGAUGCUUUUCGAAAGGGACAGUGGGCUCUGGCUACAGCGACAAUUGCAUUGCUUUUAGGAGCGAUCACUCCUAUUUUUGUCUCGGGCCUCUACACGACAGCAGACUCCGAGCCCACAUUUACUUGCCGCCUUGCCCAAGAGACCAAGUGGAAUCUUGAGACACCUUCCAAUGGCUACCAGUCAUACUGGUUCAGUCGGAACUUGACUACAGACCUCAUACCAGGCAUGAUACUUGGGAUGAAUCUAUCAUAUCCCCAGUGGACAUACAAAGAUCUUGCAUUUCCCCAAUUUGCUAUCUCCGAUCCCGAAAAGUCCGCUGUCAAUGGAUAUGUCCAGGCGCGUUUGCCAGCUUUGCGUGGUCGACUUGAAUGUCAAGAGCGCAAAGACAGCAAUUGCACCUAUGAUUCGAUUUUUCAUUCAUGGAAAUGCGAUCCCGAUUUCAACACCAACGGUACUGGAUAUGUUCGAUCUGUUUCAUGUCCCGGAAAGAGAGAGUAUUAUUUUGAUGGAUCAGGCGCGGUUUCCAGACAUGGCCAUCCAACCCACCGCAUGCUAUUCAGCAAAUGCUCCGCAGGCAGUGGAUACAACACAUCGGAAUCCUUGCAUGUGGUGGACUGCAAUGCGAAAAUCGAAGAGGUUGACGUUGAUGUCCGCUUGGAAACGCCAAAUCUGUCCUUUGAUGCCGAUUUUGAACCUAGGGUUGUGGAAGGAUCCACCCGCUUAAUCCCGAAUACAAGCAUACUCUCUUUUGUUGCAUUUGGGGACAUGAGAAGGUUCCUGAUCAACGCGCAGCCUUCAAGCGGCAGUGACACUGUUUCCGAUUCAGGAGACGCCGUGACCUGGACUGCAAUAAAUGGGAUCAAUGGAGUUCCUGGAGAGGAAUUACUGAGCCCGACCACACUCAUAUCGCGGGUGAAUGAAAUAUUUGGAAUAAUCACAGCACAGGCCUUGAAUAGUGGUGGCCGAGAGCCCUUCGACCUCUCUCAAAACCAAUCAUCGAUAAUCUGGCCCACAAUGUCGACAGCGCCGACUUACAAAGCGGUUCUCCAUGACAAGCGAAAAUAUCUGGUUCAGAACAAGGUUUCAACUCGGAUUCUCGAAGCGCUUCUUGGUUCUAUGCUUCUGUGUGCCUUGAUUUCGCUAUUUUUCAUCAAAACAAAAAAGGUUAUUCCUAAAAACCCAUGCAGUAUUGGAGCCGUGGCAAGCCUAUUGUAUGGAUCUGGAAUGCUCAGUCCAGGAGCCAUUCCAAAAGGAUCCGAAUAUUGCACUGACGACGAGUUGAGACAGCGAGGGGUUUUUGAAGAAAAGAAAUUUACAAUGGGAUGGUGGAGGGCAAAGGAGCAAUUGCCAGGGGACAGUGGACCACACCCAACGACCGAGGAAGCUCAAGGGAACUCUGAUCUUGUUCGUACAUCCUCCUAUGCCGCGAACCACUCCGAGGAAAGUGCUUAUCUCAAUGUGGAGGGUGCAAGGGGAAGGAGUAAAAUAUUUGCCAUUGACAUCGAUUCUGGGGAACAGAGAAAGCUCCUACAAUAG
This is a messenger RNA of Penicillium argentinense, 3735 nucleotides long. Its product is annotated as DUF3433 domain-containing protein. Bases 1 to 3735 code for a protein of 1244 amino acids. NCBI's taxonomy places the organism in Eukaryota, Fungi, Ascomycota, Eurotiomycetes, Eurotiales, Aspergillaceae. The record is from RefSeq and is a predicted model, not a curated record. The transcript is spliced from 2 exons.